This is a messenger RNA of Clunio marinus, 1134 nucleotides long. NCBI's taxonomy places the organism in Eukaryota, Metazoa, Arthropoda, Insecta, Diptera, Chironomidae. The record is from the annotation of a GenBank genome assembly.
AUGGUCGAUUACUCAAAGUGGAAAAAUAUUGAGGUUUCUGAUGAUGAAGAUGAUACACAUCCUAACAUCGACACACCAAGUCUCUUUCGGUGGAGACAUCAAGCCCGUGUUGAGCGUAUGGAAGAGCACCGGCAAGAAAAAGAAAAACUUGAAUCAACAAUCAAUACAGUUGAAACAAAACGAAAAGAAUUAAAAGAAAAGCUUAAAGCAACACCCGAUCAAAAGGAGAAAUUAGAAAAGGAACUGAAAAAUAUUGAAGAUGAGGCGAAAAAGCUUGAAAUUGCAGAGCAAGAAUUUAAAAAGAAGGAAAAGCUUCAACCAUGGAAUGUCGAUACGCUUAGUCAGCCAAAAUUCUCAAAAACGAUAAUAAACAAGAAGGAAGAGAAAACGUAUGAUGAGAUGACUGACGAAGAAAAAGAAGCGCACAUGAAAAAGUUUGUUAAAGAAAAUGAAAAAUUAAUUAAAGAAUUUGGAAUGUUGCGACGUUUUGAGGAUUCUAAGAAGUUCCUGCUCGAGCACAGCCUUUUGGUUCAUGAAGAUACUGCCAACUAUCUUGUCAUCUGGUGCAUAAAUCUUCAAAUGGAAGAUAAACACGAACUGAUGACUCAUGUUGCACAUCAAUGCAUUUGCAUGCAGUACAUGUUAGAAUUGUCACGACAACUCAAAACUGAUCCUCGCGCUUGCAUUGGACCGUUUUUUGAUCGCAUUCAAGUUGCUGAUAUCGAAUAUCGUAAGCAAUUUGAUGAUGAAAUUGCUGCUUUUAUUGGUCGAAUUGAGAGAAGGUCGAAGGAAAAAAUUGCAGAAGCGCUUAAAGAGCAAGAAGCUGAAGAGGAGAAGGAACGACUGGAACGUCUUGGACCUGGUGGCUUAGAUCCAGCUGAUGUGUUUGAAUCGCUACCAAAGGAACUUCAAGAUUGCUUCGAAAAACGCGACACUGAACUUCUUAAGCAAGUCAUUGCCAGUUUGCCAGAAGAUCAAGCCAGAUAUCACAUGAAACGUUGCGUUGAUUCCGGUUUAUGGGUUGCUGAUGCAAAUGCCAAUGAACAUGGGUUGGUGGAGGAAAAAGUUCCAGUAGAAUCUGAAAGUUCUGCUAAAGAAACAACGCAAGCUAAUAACGACUUGGAUUUGGAUUAA